AUGAUUAAAAAACGCGGUGAAUCUGGGUCAGGCAAAACAGAAGCAUUUAAACGAAUUACACAGUAUCUAGCAUGUACCAGUGAACAAGGAAGAAAUGGUUUGAGUUCUGUAGCAAGACGAGUUUUGGAAAGCACCCCAGUCCUUGAAAGUUUCGGAAAUGCUACUACUCUCAGGAAUGACAAUUCAUCAAGAUUUGGAAAGCUUGUGGAAAUAUUCUUUGCAAAAUCAAUGAUAAUUGGAGCGAAAAUCACUAACUUUUUGCUAGAAAAAUCUAGAAUAGUGGGUCAGCCUGAGAAAGAACGCAACUAUCAUGUUUUCUAUGAACUAUUGAGUUCACUAGACAAUGAAAGCAAGGCCAAACAUCAUCUUAAGAAUGUAGAAGACUAUCAAUAUCUUGUGAAGGGAUCAAGAUGUACGUUUACAAGUCAUUCAGAUCCUGAUGGCUUAUCAAUGCUACUGGAAAGUUGGCGUACACUAGGUCUACCACAAGAUGAAAUGGAUUUAUGUCUUCGAGUAGUAUCUGCUGUAUUACAUCUUGGAAAUAUUAAUUUUAAAAGUGAUCAUGACAAGGAUAAAACGUCAAUUAUAAAUACGAAUGUUGCUGAAAUUGCAGCUUCAGAGCUUGGUGUUGAUGUAAAUGAACUUAUCAAAGUGAUUACUAUGAAAUUAACAGAAACAUCUAUUGAUAGCCUCUGGAGUCCAGUCAAUGCUGCUGGUGCAAUUGUUAAUCGUGAUUCUAUUGCAAAAAGUCUUUAUGUAGAGUUUUUCGAUAGAUUAGUUGAAGCAAUCAACGUGAAAAUUGCACCAUCCGACUAUUUGGAUCCUGAUACAAAAUCAUCAAUACGUGCAAUCGCUUUGUUGGAUAUUUAUGGUUUUGAGAAUCUUCCAAGUAAUUCAUUAGAACAAUUUUGUAUUAAUUAUACAAAUGAAAAUCUACAACAAUUUUUUAAUCACUACAUUUUUGAAUUGGAACAAGAAGAAUAUCGUUCAGAAAAUAUUAGUUGGCAAUAUGUUCAAUUUCCUAAUAAUCAGCCAAUUAUUGAUUUGAUAGCUGGUAAACCGAAUGGAAUAAUGCAUAUAUGUAAUGAUGAAGCCAGUUUAGCAACGGGAACUGAUGAAUCAUUUCUACGACAGUGUCAACAUCAUCAUCAAAAGCAUCCAAAUUUCAAAAUGAAUAAAGUACAUGGAAAUAGUUCAUUCACUAUUGUUCAUUUUGCCGGUGAAAUUGUUUAUGAUGUACACGGAUUUGUUAAUAAAAAUCGUGAAAAAAUUCGUAGUGAAUUAUUAACUUUAUUGACAAAAAGUACAAAUCCAUCAGUUGCAAAAAUGUUUCGUAAUAUACAAUCUCAACGUACCGGGGUAAAUGGUUCAGGUCCAAAGUUAAAAACAUCUAUGGUUUUGACAACAAUGAAUAAUUCACUUCAACAGUUAAUGGAGAAAAUGAGAGCGAAUAAACCAAGUUUUGUACGCUGUAUUAAACCAAAUAUGAAAAAGGAACCAAUGGUAUUCGAUGAUGCUAUUGUUAUGGAUCAACUUCGCUAUGGUGGUGUAUUAGAAACUGUAAGAAUCAGAAAAUCUGGCUUUCCUGUUCGUGUCAGUUAUCAGUAUUUCAUUGAACGAUACUCAUUUCUUCUUAACCAUGAGAAGAGAAUACAACUGAAAAGAAUAACAGAUUCACGGGAAGCAGUCGCUUGGAUAUUAAUGAAUAUAACUAUACCAUUUGGUAAUCAGGCACCAAUUCAAAAAUGUGUUGACUAUGAAUUUGGCAAGACUAAGUUAUUCCUACGGAAUCAAUUAGCUGUGAAUUUAGAAUCUCUUCGUACAAUUAAAGAAUUGUGUGCUGCUCGAACAAUUCAGAGAGCUUGGAGACGCCGGGAUAAUGGUUUAAUUGAAAGAGCACGUCGUAAUGCUGCUAGAGUUAUUCAAGCUUGGUAUAGAGGAUAUUUAACAAGACGUAUUCAUGCUGAUGUUGUAGAGUAUUUAUCAAAUAGAAACAAGGAACAACCUGUCACUGCACCACCAGAAGAAAUACAGAAAAGUGAAAAACCUGUAAAAUCGUUAACUGAAUACGAAAUAAAACGUUUAGAGGUUCCCGGUGAUUUAGCCUACAUUUUAGAACAUCGAAGUAUAAGUCAAGAAUCUUGGCUUGAAAUGCACAAAGUGGUUAAGCCUUCAAGCUGCAUCCGUCGGUUUGCACCAAACUACGUUUCAUCCUCCUGGCAUAGUUAUGGUAGACCAGUUUGGCGUGCUGCGCCUAUUGCGCACCUGCUACAAGCAUCUGGUUCAUCGGCACAACUUGGCUAUCGUGUAGCACCGCGUGAACGUCCAAUAUUUUUAACACGACCAAAUGAAAAACUGACUGCUGCUUGCGUAGCCGCUUCAAAAUUGAUUUUACGACUACUCUUCUUACCAGAUAUGUCAUUAUAUGAACAAUUUCUAGUCGGUAGUUAUUUGUACCAAUUGGCUCUUUGUCAGAAAUCUCUUCAAAAGGAAUAUCUUAUUCAGUUGUUGAGUAUGACAUUAAAUUGGCCUGAUUCAGCUGGAGAUUUAAUUACAUCAGAUGCCGAAGAUGAACCAAGUGAAUUUAAUCCAGAGACUAAAUAUCCAGGAUAUUUCUCAUCAAAACCAAAUAGUCCAGUGAUUGUCAAAUCAUCAGUUUCUCAGGCUGAUAUACAACGUCGUGCUUAUAGACGCCUUUGGAUGCAUAUUGCAGGAAUGCUUACUUGUGGUCAAUUGUCGCAAACGCUUACACCAACCAUAGUCCGUUUUAUUAGAGAACAUGCACCUCCAAGAUCAGCCCAAUUAUGUGAAGACCGUGUUGUACUGGAACCUUCCAUUAUUCGUUUGUAUCCACCUUCUCUGUUAGAGUGGCGUAUCAAUUACACUGGAACUCACAUGGGAAUUAAAUUGACAUUUCCUGAUGGUAUAUUGUCAAUUUUCCAUCUUAAUAGUUUUACACGGGCUGAAACAGUAGCUGGCAUGGCUUUAGCUUACAGAACGUAUUCAACUCAGAUCUAUGAAGGUUGGACAAUUAGUCUGAAUUAUGCAUCGAAGGUAUUAGAUGUGCCUGGUUACUUUUAUGUUUUGGAUAUAUUUAGUCAGCAGGAACUGCCUAAAGAAUGGUCACAUUUGAACAAUAUACUGCUGCAUCAAGUCCUGCCAACUUAUACAAGACCUAAAGAAAGCAAAAAUUCAUUGAAUAAUAAUUAUUACAACAGAAAUGGUGAUUCAAUACCUGUGGAAAAUUCACCACCCAGAGUGAAGAAGCAUACAAAUCAAAAUUAUCGAAAAUUAGCGGAUUCAAUACACGGAAUUAAAACUACA
Messenger RNA from Trichobilharzia szidati, 3324 nucleotides. The record is from the annotation of a GenBank genome assembly. NCBI's taxonomy places the organism in Eukaryota, Metazoa, Platyhelminthes, Trematoda, Strigeidida, Schistosomatidae.